AUGUAUCCAGCAAUUCANNACUAUCCUCUGGCUUCCCAAAAGUUUACUGAAUUGGUAUUCAACAACNCCCCACCUCAGGAAUCUGAAGAUUGUUUAUACCUGAACGUAUAUGCUCCGGCUGGAAAGUCUCACGAUCCCAAGGGGCGAGCUGUUUUGUUCUGGAUCUACGGCGGCAAUUUCGAAUUCGGUAAUGCUGGACAGCCCACAUAUGACGGAAGUCAUUUUGCUGCCUAUAACGACGUGAUCGUAGUCACUGCGAACUACCGAUCAAAUGUCUUCGGAUUUCCAAGCUCUCCAGAAUUGCCUCUCUCCGGUCACAAUCUUGGCUUCCUGGAUCAGCGUUUUGCUUUGGAAUGGGUACAACGCAACAUCGACGCCUUUGGAGGUGACCCGUCUAAAGUCACGAUUUUCGGAGAGUCGGCUGGAGCUUACUCGGUUGAUGCGCUGCUCACCAGUUUCCCGAAAGGAUCAGAUCCACCAUUCCGCGGCGCAAUAUUACAAAGUGGCCAGUAUAGCUACAGACCUGACCCACGUACCAGUAGCGUACCUGCAUGGUCCAAUCUCACUGAAGAGCUUGGCUGCCCGGGUGAGUUCGAAAGUGACCUGGAUUGUGUCAAAGCAGCAAGUGCGACGGAAAUUCAACGCAUCAUUGAGGUCAACAGCCUCGUAUUCCCACCUAUUGCCGACAACAUCACACUUGUAUCGAAUCCUGCUGAGAGACGUGUAUUGGGAGAAAUCGCCAACAUUCCUGUUCUAUGCGGUACAAAUGCACAGGAAGGAAGUGUCUUCAUGUUCGGGCAAAACAACAUCACAACCUUUCUGAAUACCUACUUCAGCAUCUCGCCGGCUCUUGUUUAUGCUAUCCAANAAGUAUAUCCGCUUGGCGUAAACGGGCUCAACACGCCUAAUGAUGUGAUUUCAAAAAUAUUCACUGACUACUACUUCCAAUGCGUAAGUUACUAUGACUUGUGCUACAAUAUAUUCACUUACGUUUCUGUUCCAGCCUNNCAAGCUCUCUGGGCCAAUGCGUCUGCUGCAAGCGGCAUUCCUACCUGGCGAUACUACUUUAACGCCUCAUUCGCCAACACACAACCAUACCCUGGUCUAGGUGUCUACCACUCUUCCGAGAUCNCCCUUGUAUUCUCUACAUACCCUGAUUCCCAAGUCACAACCCAAGAGUAUGCAUUGAGCGAAUUUAUGCGUGGCGCAUGGGCUGCCUUUGCAAAGAACCCAGCCAACGGACCAGGAUGGAAUGCAGUGGGUACUGGUAGUGCAGGUGCUGUUCACAUCACGACAUCUGACAAUUCACUCGGCGGUAUACUGACAAGUCCCAAUGGAGAUGUACAACAAGGAGAUUGGAAUCUUGGUGUCUUGGGUGAUGUUGGAAGUGUUCGUGGAAGUGGUGUCACUGUGUUGCCUGAUGGUGCAAUUGACGGUAAAUGUGCUUUGUUUGCACCUGUGUAUGAGGCUCUCUUGCGUGGG
This is a messenger RNA of Aureobasidium uvarum, 1482 nucleotides long. NCBI's taxonomy places the organism in Eukaryota, Fungi, Ascomycota, Dothideomycetes, Dothideales, Saccotheciaceae. The record is from the annotation of a GenBank genome assembly.